This is a messenger RNA of Cladophialophora yegresii CBS 114405, 2133 nucleotides long. Its product is annotated as primary-amine oxidase. NCBI's taxonomy places the organism in Eukaryota, Fungi, Ascomycota, Eurotiomycetes, Chaetothyriales, Herpotrichiellaceae. Gene Ontology annotation, molecular function: quinone binding; copper ion binding; primary methylamine oxidase activity. The record is from RefSeq and is a predicted model, not a curated record. The coding region runs from base 1 to 2133 and encodes 710 amino acids. The transcript is spliced from 5 exons. Gene Ontology annotation, biological process: amine metabolic process.
AUGACGGCAACAAACGGACACACAGUCCCGAAGAGGGUCUACAAACACCCUUUGGACCAGCUAAGCGUCGACGAGGUCAACACUGCACGACAGGCGGUCCUCGAUGCUCGUAAGGCCGCUGUUAUUUUCCGAAACACCUUUGCUGUUGAGCCAGCGAAAGCCGAGCUGGUCAAGUUUCUCAAUGCCGAGCACGCUGGGACCCUCUCGGCCGACACUCCUCGACCCGCUCGACAGGCUCGCGUCCAAUAUGAUGUCGUUAGCGAGGAUCGGAGCCAUGAGUACAUGGAGUCAGUGAUUGAUAUUGCCUCUGGCAAGGAGGUCGAGCACAGACAGAUACCUAGGACUUCACAACAGGCCUUGACGGUGGACGAGUUCAAGGAAUUCAGCCACGUGUGUGUCGAGUCCGACAUGUUCAAAAAGGCUGUGAAAGAACUCAAUCUUGACGAGAAGUUUGAGAUUGCCAUUGAUCCCUGGCCUUACGGCGGGCCUGACGUCGGAGAAGUCACUCCAAGAUACACCCAAGGCCUGUGUUUCGCUAAGCUACGGAAUGGCAACCCCGACAGCAACCAUUAUGGCUUCCCUCUACCGAUCAUCCCUGUCAUGGACACGUACAAAAAAGAAAUCAUCCGCAUUGACCGUCUGGCCACUGGUGGUGUUGAGGAUGGUCUGAGCUAUGGAACAGCUGGCAAAAAUGUUCUUGAGCAUUGCCAACCUGCCGAAUACGUUCCUGAACUGCUGGACACACCCCUUCGCAGCGACUUAAAGCCACUGAAUGUGUUGCAGCCCGAAGGGCCGACUUUUACUGUUAGUGAUGAUUCCCUGAUCGAAUGGCAGAAAUGGAGGUUCCGAGUUGGGUUUACUCCUCGCGAGUGUGCAGUCUUACACGACGUUCACUACGACGGCCGUAGCGUGCUAUAUCGUCUCAGUCUGUCGGAAAUGACCGUCCCAUACGGUGAUCCUCGACCACCGUUCCACCGCAAGCAGGCUUUCGAUUUUGGCGACGCGGGCGCAGGCCGAGCCGCCAAUAAUCUUGCUCUAGGAUGCGACUGCCUUGGUGUCAUCAAGUACAUCGACGCCAUGUUGGUCGACACAGAAGGCAAGCCGUCGGUCUCCAAGAACGUCGUUUGCGUUCAUGAGCAGGACAACGGGAUUGGUUGGAAGCAUACCAACUUCAGGACCAAUCGCGCUGUUGUGACCAGAUCUAGGGAGUUGGUUGUACAAUUCAUCAUUACUCUGGCGAAUUACGAAUACAUCUUCGCUUACAAAUUUGACCAAGCGGGAGGCAUCACCGUGGAGACUCGUGCUACCGGCAUUGUUUCUGUGGUCAACAUCGACCCUGGCAAGACCAGCCCUUAUGGCAAUGUUGUCUCUCCCGGCGCCCUUGCCCAGAACCAUCAGCACAUCUUCGCCGUACGGAUCGACCCUGCCAUUGAUGGCCAUAACAACACGAUCUUCACUGAAGAGUCCCUACCUAUUCCAAUGAACCCGAAGACAAAUCCUCACGGCAAUGGAUACGAUGUCGUUCGCAAGCCGGUCACCAAGUCAACUUCGAUCCAUGCCUCGCCCUUCACCAACCUUACUAUCAAGAUGGCCAAUGCCAGCAAGAUCAACCCAAUCUCGCAACGGCCUGUGUCGUACAAGUUCAUCCCCUCUCCAAGCCAACUCAUCCUUGCCGACCCUGACUCCAUCGUCGCGAAACGUGCCGCGUUUGCGCAUCAUCAUGUGUGGGUAACGAAAUAUAAAGACAACGAGUUGUUUGCGGGCGGAGAGUUCACAAAUCAAUCUCAGAAAGAAGAGGGUGGCGUGGCUGACAUGGUGGCCCGGAAAGACGAGGUCGAGAACGAGGAUGUGGUUGUCUGGAACGUCUUUGGGCUCACACACAAUCCACGUGUAGAAGACUGGCCUGUCAUGCCCGUGGAGAUCCAUCAACUGCAUCUGCGGCCCGCGGACUUCUUUGAGCGGAACCCAGCCUUGGACGUGCCCGGAAACAAGAAUCUUGCAAGUGUGGAGGUCGGGAGAGAUGCGAACGGGGACUGUUGUCAAUCAAAUGGCAAUGGGUCGGUGCAGGCUGACCCAACAUCUCAUCUCCAAGGCUCAGAGAGUAUUCCUGUUGCCAGCGUCAAUGGGCACUGA